AAGAGAGAUAGAGAAGCAGAGACAGAGAGCUCCUCAGUUGCCUUAGCAGCGCAGCUUCAUUCCCUCACAGUCCGGUGCUGUGCGCGUCGCGCUUUACUUCACUUCACCGGGUGUUCCCUUCUUCUUCUCCUCCUCCUCCUUCUUCUUCUUCUCCUUCUUCCCACGGUCAGCCUCGUUCUCCCGUCCCUGCGAGGUGGCGUCGGGGGCUGGUUAUUUAUCGAGAUUAGUAAAAGUCCACUUUUGCCUCCCCUAAGUCUCCCCCACGCGAAGGAAAGGAUGGCUCUGGCUCUGCGGGCGGCGAACGAGAGCGCGGCGGAGGUGGUGUCGGCGGGAUGCGCCGAGCAGCGGAACCUCAGCGGGGAAGUCGGCGACUAUAACAUCAGCUGCCAGAACGUCUCCGUCCCCAGAGCAGCCAGAGUCAGAGCUCCAGGGGACAAACAGGCACUUCAUAAAGACUGGCACGAGGCGAAGGCACUGAGGCCAGCGCAUAUAAAGUUUCCCCCCCGAGGACGGCCUCAUCUGGCGUGUCCCCGCCUGGUAAUCACAGAGGAGAAGCUCCUUGUUACCUCCAGAGUUUACAGCCGGGACUUAUCUGAGAUGGACUCGUUCCGCAUCCUGCUCUACUCCCUCAUCUUCCUGCUAAGCGUCUUCGGCAACCUGCUCAUCAUCGUGGUGCUGGUGCUGAACAAGCGCAUGCGGACCGUCACCAACUCCUUCCUGCUGUCGCUGGCGGUCAGCGACCUCAUGAUGGCUGUCUUCUGCAUACCCUUCACCUUCAUCCCCAACAUCCUGGAGGACUUCAUCUUUGGGGGCGCCAUGUGCAAGACCGUCUCCUACUUCAUGGGGAUCUCCGUCAGCAUCUCCACCUUCAGCCUCGUGGCGAUCGCCAUCGAGCGGUACAGCGCCAUCUGUAAUCCGCUGAAGUCUCGCGCGUGGCAGACUCGGUCCCACGCCUACCGCGUCAUCGCCGCCACCUGGCUGGUGUCGCUGCUCCUCAUGGUGCCGUACCCGGUGUUCAGCCUGCUCAAGUCCUUCCCCAAGGCCAACGGCACCGUCACCCACACGUGCCGCAUGGACUGGCCCAGCGGGCAAGCGGAGCAGACCUGGUAUGUGCUGCUGCUGUUCACUCUGUUCUUCAUCCCGGGAGUGGUGAUGAUUGUAGCCUACGGUCUGAUCUCCAGAGAGCUCUUCCGAGGCAUGCAGUUUGAGCUGGGCCAGAGCAGAGAGACCACCGGCCAGAAGAACGGCGUGGGACGGGCCGCCGCGGGGUCCAGUAACGACGACGACGACGGCUGCUACAUCCAGGUGUCCGAAGCCCCCCACGCCGUGGAGCUGCCCACCCUCUCGGCCGCGUCCAGCGCCGCCCGGGCCAAGGCCGAGCGCGCCCGCAGCAACACCUCGGAGGCCAAGCUGCAGGCCAAGAAGCGGGUCAUCCGCAUGCUGAUGGUCAUCGUGGCGCUCUUCUUCGUCUGCUGGAUGCCGCUGUACUCGGCCAACACGUGGAAGGCCUUCGACCCGAAGUCGGCCUACGCGGCGCUGUCCGGAGCGCCCAUCUCCUUCAUCCACCUGCUGUCCUACACCUCGGCGUGCGUCAACCCCAUCAUCUACUGCUUCAUGAACUUGCGCUUCCGCAAAGCCCUGCUGUCCACCUUCGCCUGCUGCUGCCGCGGCCGCCUCUGCCGCUGGUGGUGCCAGAGGAAGGAGGGGGGCGGCGAGGACGGCAUCGGCGCCACGUCCAUGGCCACUUCCAUGGCCACGUCCAUGUCCAAGUUCAGCUACACCACCGUCAGCACCGCCGGCACCUGCUAGGCUCCGGGCGGAGCAGCCGCUUUUUUAUUUCAAGCUUCGGUUUUUCACUCUCAUUUUAGCUUUUAUGCUAUUCACGUACCACGUAAUGUUCCUGCCCUCGUUCCUUAAAAUCCUGUGUGCAUGAUUGCAGAAUGGGAGGCGGGUUCGGUGGACAUCAAGUGCCUGUGCUCUUCGUGUGGGUUUGUUUGUUCUCUGGCCGAGAGAAAUUUCAUUCAUAUAAUAGGGAGAAAUACCUUUAUGUUCUUACCGGCCAAAAAGGUUCUGAUAGAGACAUACUGAGAGAGACAAUGAGGACGGAUUACAUCAGUGAAGGAUUGGAGCUCCUUGUGUUUAGCGUGGUUUUAUCUUCACUCAUCCAGGGCGUCUUUCUCAGUUGGAAGAAUGAAGGCUACACGUGGCAACGUUAAUAUGAUAUUGUUGAGUUCCCGAUAACUGCAGGAAGUCUUUCUAUUGACACCAAAAAGUACUGACGGGAACCGUUGGGGUGAGGGACAACAUGCUUAGCUCUGACUUAAUGUUUCACUCUUUUUGAGUUACGUUUCAUCAUUUCCUGAUAUUCCUGCAUAUUUAGCACCAAAAAUGGCGCUCUGUGAUUCAGGCAGACGCAGGCGUUAACAUCGGGACGAGAUGAAGUGCAGUCAGUCUCCGUUAGAGGCUGAUUGCAGCUGCUGGUUGCUCUCCACAAAAGUGCUUCAGUCAAACACACCUUUUCUGCUCAAUUAUCUCUGUGGCGUCUUUGAUUUUCCUCUUUCUCUCUCAAGCAGCUGCAGUGCGCCGCAAUUACUCUGAGAAGUACCUGAGCACAAAGACCCUCACUUUCUCAGGCUCAGACUAACGAGGUGUUCCCGGGGAACCCGCUCGUGGCUUUUGCCCGUAGAGCCGCUGACAGAUUAUCCGAGAGCACUUCAUUGUCAUUUAUUAAUGACAACGAUGAUCUGGAGUUAAAUAGCAUCCUUCUACUCUCCGGAUUGUGACCGACGUUCGCUACGAUGAAGUACAGAGGGAUCGUAAGAAAAGAUGAAAUUAGGGUAAGAAUGGACUAGUGAACAGAAUUAUGUAAUUCUGCUUAUAUAUUAUAUUAAGACACAUAUAUUUAUGAUAAUAAAAACAUUAUAAGUGUAUCAUAUUUAAAUGUAAUGUUAUGAAUAGUAUCUCAAAUAAGCGUAUUAGGGUUUAUACAACAUUUACAUAGACAUUUUGUGCUGGUGCCCUUGGGUUUGGGUUUAAAUUCCAUGUUUUGGAUUUAGACACCAAAUCUUGUCAAAACUGGAUUUUCAAUACAGCCUCUAAAUGAGGGACAUGAUGCAUUUUCACUUGAAGAUCGCAGACAGACAAGAAUUCAUUUGAUUAUGCGAGAACAUUGAUGCCACUCGCAUGCGCUAAAUGUGAAGCUUGUGUUAGCUUAGCAUAAAGACCUGUAUCUCGUUCACUUAAAUUAAGCAUUUGUGAGAGUGAACAUUGAAAUCAUGAUUAGCUAAUUCACUGAAAUGCUUCUAACGAGCGACAAGCCGGCUAACCAAGCUAGCAGUAUAGCAGGACAGUCCUCUCUGGCUGAAGAUAACCGGCCGUUUGUUAGUGUUGCCCCAGAAGUAGCGAGCUUUUUACUGAAACUUUACAAAAAAAAUCUAAUUGAUGACAAUGAGAUGAAGCCGGAUAAAUGCACAAAUCUCCCUUCAAAUGUUUGUUGCCUCACACAACAUUUAGAAGGGUGAGAGAGUUAAAUUGGACCUGUUAGAUUCAUGAUCUAGCGGUAAGUAGCAUUGAUUUCCCGAUGUGGAAAUGAUCCAUGACACUGUUCAUGAACUCAGUCAAUUUGGCCGGUGGGACGCUUUUGUCCUGCAAGCGGUGACAUGUCAACAGCUUCGUGCAGUCAUUUCCUCCACCACUUUCAAGUUUCCUCUUUCCACGUCUCUGCAGCCACCGACACUCCACCCGCCCCCCACCGCUCACCUCGUUUUUAUCUUGCUUUUCCAGCGCAGAGGAGCAUGAAUACAUGAAUGGCAAUAGAGUGGGGGUGACAGCUGAGAUUUGCCGGCACAAGCGGCGAUCCUGAGAGAGGUUUACAAAGCGGUGGCAAGUGGGCGGGUUUGCUUUGACAGACAGACUGACAAUUGGCACUCACACUCCCGGAAACACAUCGUCUGGCGGUCGCCACUGCAGUACGUUUUUGUAAUUAAGCCAGAACGGCGAGUGAUUUCCAUAACUUUGCCGCCAUGCGGUGCGCAGCAGAACCUGCCGGUUUUAGUACGGAUUUAUUUCCCCCUUCCACUUAAAUUUGUAUUUAUUUGCAUGUUUUGUUGCGUCACACGUCUGGAGGUUCAUGAACUGCAAACAGUUAAAAGUAUGUUAAACCUUCGUUAGUUAGUAAUAAUGACGGUAAGCCUCUUAAAGCGGGUAUUAAAUCACGUCCUGUAGCUUUACAAUCACCGCUUAAUGAUUGUGCAUUAUGAAUAGACAGGGUAAAUAGUCGCUACGGUAAAAAGGGAUCUUCAUUGAAUCAGUUUCUUCACCUGACCAGGCCAGCAAGUUCAGGUAUGCAUUAUUAAAAUUAGCAUCCUCAGUCUCUUUUUUUCAUAUUUGUACUUUUAAAGUCAAGCUAGUUGCGAGUGCAAUAUAUUUCGUCACUGCGAGAUAUGCUAAUGAGUAAGAAACGGAACCCAGUUCUGUGGUAAAGUUAGACGUCAUGUCUACACACUAAAUAUGAAGCUACAGCCGACGGGCAGUUAGCUUAGCAUAGAAUAGCUUAGCAUAGAAUAGGAAGGCUGGGAAAAAACAGCUAGCCUGGCUCUUUCCAAAGCAUCUCUCAAUUAACAAAAGAAAAUUUGGAAAAAAUGUAAUUGGAAAAAUGUGUAGUUUAUAGAGAGACGUAGGCAAAUAUAUUUAAAAAAAUCUUUUAACUGUCAAAAUAACUGGAUCCUGCCUCCUAUGGUCAAGCUGAGCUAACAAGCUGCAGAUGUAAACAAUGAGAGUCGUUCACUACAAAAAGCAGUAGUAUUGCUUUUUAAUGUGUACACACACACACACACACACACACACACACACACACACACACACACA
This is a messenger RNA of Gasterosteus aculeatus aculeatus (three-spined stickleback), 4866 nucleotides long. Lineage: Eukaryota; Metazoa; Chordata; Actinopteri; Perciformes; Gasterosteidae. The record is from RefSeq and is a predicted model, not a curated record.